UCUCCAUCCCUUUCUCCUCUUCUCCCCGUCCCCGUUAUUUGCAGUAGAGGGAAAAGAAGAGUGUCUGCUUAUGUCAGUUGAAGAUGACAGUUCUUCAGCGUCGUUCAAGUUUAAAAUGCUGACAUCUUUGAUCUCGAAAAAUAUGUAUUUCUAGGUUUUAAUAUGCUCUGCUGAAUCGAAACGAUCGGAUCCGAUUCGACCUGUUUCAUACAUCUACCAGUUCCAACAACAACAAUGACGUGGUAUGGCGAGGAAUCCUUUAAAGAAAACAUAUCUGACUAAUCGACCCACUCUGGCAUACCCUGCUGUUUCACAAGAUGAAGACAAACAGCUUGAUUUACUGUUCAGAAAUCUUCAAAGUGUGGAAGAUUCAAACCGUCGCCUGCAGAAAGAAAUGAAGAGGUAUCUUGAAGCAGUUUCCAAUGCUGAGAAAGCAGAAUUGAAACUGACAUCAGAUUUGAGCUCAAGUAUCCUUUGUCAUGAAAACAGUAAUCUACGCAAAUUAGUGGAGGAUUAUCACAGUGUCGCUGCGCAGAAAAGUGAAGGAGCCUCAGAAUUACUUCGGGUUAGCCAAAGAACCUUCCUAGAACCCCUUAAGAAAUUUGGUGGUGAAUUUUCUGGACUUGCAGCUGUUUUAAAUUCUCAUGAGCAGUUGGUGCAAGAGUGGAAAAACAUUGCUACCAGGGUUAAGAAGUUAGAAGAACGAGGAGACAGAAUGCCCAACACUAUUGUCAAACUUGAAAAAGAAAAACAAAACUUAAUAGCUGCAGCAGAAGCAAUAUCUUCUAGUCACAGAAGGAUUACUGAGGAAUUCCCAGUUUUCUUUAACAAGCGAAUAGAUUAUAUUCAGCCCACCUUGCAGGCAAUGGUGCGUGCACAGUUGGAUUACCAUGGCAAUACAACUCGCUGCUUCACAAUUUUGGUUCCAAGUGGCCCUGUUGCUUCAAACAGCAAAGAUGGAAAGCUUAAGGAACCAGAGAGCACAGCCCGUCAGGUUUCUCCAUCUCUGUUACCAGAAUCCCAGUUUCAAUCAAUUAUUCAAAGUAAAUUUGCUGAUAUUCAUUCUUUGUCUAUUGUCAAGAACUCAUCUAAUUGAUUGGCACUCUGCUCAUAAGCUUACAUUUUUUCUUGAGACUGCUGAACCAAGUGCUGAACUUGGGAACUGGUGGUAUAUGUGCACCAGGUUCUCCCACAUAUUUCUGAUAUGAAACUUUGUAACCAGUUACCAUAUUAUGUAUUUUUAGUCAGUAUCCACUGCCAAAGCUUAGAAUAUUGUAUCUACCUGUAUAUCUUCUUCUCCGUUUUUUGGGGGGGUCGGGGUGGGGGCGAUGUUGUUAUUUUGUUGAGUUAUAAUCUCACAACGUACUAUUCUGCAAUAAACCAAUUAUUUUUACAACGA
This is a messenger RNA of Frankliniella occidentalis (western flower thrips), 1399 nucleotides long. RefSeq names its product bridging integrator 3. Bases 245 to 1096 code for a protein of 283 amino acids. NCBI's taxonomy places the organism in Eukaryota, Metazoa, Arthropoda, Insecta, Thysanoptera, Thripidae. The record is from RefSeq and is a predicted model, not a curated record. Gene Ontology annotation, molecular function: lipid binding; protein binding. Gene Ontology annotation, cellular component: cytoplasm; actin cortical patch. Gene Ontology annotation, biological process: plasma membrane tubulation; actin cortical patch localization; endocytosis. The transcript has 6 exons.